AUGAGUGUGCAAAAGGAAGACGUGGAAAAGUUCCUCAAGGAGAACCCUGCCUUCGCUAAACAGUACUUUGACAAGAAGAUGAGCCCAGCCUCCAUAUCAAAGGUGUCCGGACUCCCAGACAAACAGAUUGACUUCAGCCAGUUCAAGGACCUCACUCAGCUCGAAGAAAGCCAAAUCAUGUAUGACCUGAUCAAAGACAUGCAGGAGAACAUCAACGUGGAAAAGGUGGUCUUCAAGAUCCUGAAGAGAAUCAGUGCACUGAUCCAGGCGGACCGGUGCAGCUUGUUCAUGUACCGUCAGCGGAACGGCAUCGGAGAGCUCGCCACAAGGCUCUUCAACGUCAACACGGAGGCCCAACUGGAGGACUGCGUUGUGCCGCCGGACUCUGAGAUCGUCUAUCCGCUGGACAUGGGAAUAGUCGGCCACGUGGCCCUCACCAAGAAGACUGUGAAUGUGAAGGACGUCACAGAGAACCAGCAUUUCAGCUCAUUCGUCGACGACCUCACAGAAUACAAGACCCGGAACAUUCUGGCUACGCCCAUCCUCAACGGCAAAGACAUGGUGGCUGUGAUCAUGGCUCUGAACAAGACGACGGGACCACAUUUCACUGCUGAGGAUGAGGACCUUUUUUUAAAGUAUCUGAAAAUUGCCACGUUGAACUUGAAGAUCUACCACCUGAGUUACCUCCACAGCUGUGAGACGCGUAAAGGACAGCUGCUGCUGUGGUCGGCCAACAAGGUGUUUGAAGAGCUGACGGACAUUGAGCGACAGUUCCACAAAGCCUUGUACACGGUCCGAGCCUACCUCAACUGUGACCGCUACUCGGUCGGGUUACUAGACAUGACAAAGGAGAAGGAGUUCUUUGAUAUUUGGCCAGUGUUGAUGGGAGAGCAGGCCCCUUACUCUGGCCCUGUCACUCCCGACGGCAGGGAGGUCAUUUUCUACAAAGUGAUUGAUUAUAUACUACACGGAAAAGAAGACAUCAAAGUAAUACCCACCCCGACUCCGGACCACUGGGCCUUGUGUAGUGGCCUGCCGACGUAUGUUGCCGAGAGCGGUUUUAUUUGUAACAUUAUGAAUGCAGCUGCUGACGAGAUGUUCAAGUUUCAGACCGAGCCACUCGACAGCAGUGGUUGGACCAUUAAAAAUGUUCUCUCGCUGCCGAUCGUCAACAAAAAAGAAGAGAUUGUUGGCGUGGCAACGUUUUACAACAGAAAAGACGGAAAGCCUUUUGAUGAUCAGGAUGAGCAGCUCAUGGAGGCUUUGACCCAGUUCCUGGGCUGGUCUGUUUUGAACACGGACACCUACGACAAGAUGAACAAGCUGGAGAAUCGGAAAGAGAUUGCUCAAGACAUGGUGCUCUACCAUAUCAAAUGUCGGGACGAUGAGAUCCAGAAUGUCCUGAACACCAGAGAGGUCUAUGGCCGUGAACCCAGAGAUUGUGAAGAGGAGGAGCUCCUAGAUAUCCUGAAAAAAGAACUACCUCCACUUAUUAAGAAGUUUGAGAUCUACGAGUUCCACUUUUCGGAUUUUAACUGCACAGAGAUGGAACUGGUUAAGUGCGCGAUCCAGAUGUACUACGAGGUCGGGGUUGUCAAGAAGUUCCAGGUCCCUCAAGAGGCGCUGGUUCGGUUCCUGUACUCACUCAGUAAAGGCUACAGAAAGAUCACCUACCACAACUGGCGCCACGGCUUCAACGUGGGACAGACCAUGUUUACGCUCUUAACGACAGGAAUGCUGAAGCGGUACUACACUGACUUGGAGGUAAUGGCCAUGAUAACAGCAGGUUUUCUCCAUGAUCUUGAUCACAGAGGGACCAACAAUCUGUACCAAGUCAAAUCUGGCAACCCUCUGGCAAAGCUGCACGGAUCCUCCAUCUUGGAACGACACCAUCUCGAGAUGGGGAAGUUCCUCUUGGCUGACGAGUCACUGAACAUCUACCAGAACCUCCACAGGCGACAGAUAGACCACGUGAUUCAUCUAACCGACAUCGCCAUCAUCGCCACGGACCUGGCUCUUUAUUUCAAGAAAAGAACCAUGUUCCAGAAGAUCGUCGACCUUUCACACACAUAUGAGGACGAAAAGAAGUGGGUCGACUUCAUGUCUCUGGAAACAACACGAAAAGAAAUUGUCAUGGCAAUGAUGAUGACCGCAUGUGACUUGUCAGCCAUCGCCAAGCCUUGGGAGGUGCAGAGCAAGGUUGCCUUGUCUGUAGCAGCAGAGUUUUGGGAGCAGGGUGACCUGGAGAGGUCGGUACUGGAGCAGCAACCUAUUCCCAUGAUGGACAGGAACAAGUCAGCAGAACUACCAAAGCUACAGUGUGGUUUUAUUGACUUUGUCUGCACUUUUGUCUAUAAGGAGUUUUCGCGCUUCCACCCACAAAUCCAGCCCAUGCUGGAUGGCAUCCUAAACAACAGGAAGGAGUGGAAUGCUAAAAAAGAAGAGUAUGAGGCUAAACUCAAAGCCGUAGAGGAGGAGAAGUCUGCUAAAGAGGGAGUCAGUAAAGCUCCUGCAAACAGCACCGGGGAAUCCAAGACCUGCUCUGUGUGCUAA
Cyclopterus lumpus (lumpfish) is the source of this 2553-nucleotide messenger RNA. RefSeq names its product phosphodiesterase 6B, cGMP-specific, rod, beta (gene pde6b). Lineage: Eukaryota; Metazoa; Chordata; Actinopteri; Perciformes; Cyclopteridae. The record is from RefSeq and is a predicted model, not a curated record. The transcript has 23 exons. Gene Ontology annotation, molecular function: 3',5'-cyclic-nucleotide phosphodiesterase activity; protein binding. Gene Ontology annotation, cellular component: photoreceptor outer segment membrane. Gene Ontology annotation, biological process: signal transduction; retina development in camera-type eye. The coding region runs from base 1 to 2553 and encodes 850 amino acids.